AUGCUCUGGACGGCAGAGACUGGUCAUGUGCGUUUCAUACCAUCUUCAACCCCAGCAGACAGGGAUAACUCUCCAUACGAUCCUCACCAAGCCCUAUGUCGGUCAGUAGAUUUGAGCGCUGGGCCGUAUCCUCUUGGCAAGAGAAAGAUUGAGAUGGAUCAACUACUUGAUGAUCUCCCAUCUCGACAUCACUGCAACCAAUUGAAAGACAUAUUUCUUAGUUCAUUUGCUUCCUUGUUUCAUAUUCUGCAUGAUCCCACGUUCAACCAACAGUAUGAAGACUUUGAACGGGUCCCUGAAUCGGUGUCUCCAUCAUGGCUAGCCCUUCUAUACGCCAUUAUUGGGACAUCUGUAAUGGCUCUGGGACCAUCGAGUGGGCUUCUGACUGAUCUCUCACGCAAGGGGCUUGUCGCUGAUCAGAUUGCCGAGCUCUCCGAACGCUAUCGUAGCGCAGCCUUCAAGUGCUUGCAAGCAGACAACUACCUGUGGCAGCAGAAUAUAGCCACGCUUCAGGCGCUUAUCAUUCUCAUCUACAGUAUCAAUCACAGUCAUGGCCAGACCUGGACGUUGCUCGGCAUGGCCUACCACAUUGCCCUCUCCUUGGGUUGUCAUAUCGACCCAAGUGAGUUUGGUCUUGAUGUUAUCAGAUGUGAAGAGCGGCGCCGCUGCUGGGCUGGCAUCAUGAUGCUGUAUAUGAUUCAAGCCAUGUCCUUGGGUCGUUUGGGACUGGACCCAUCAAAUGCAUCUGAAGGUGUUCAAAUGCCUUCCGACCUAAACGACUCGGACUUGAUCGCCGAUGAAUACAUUUUGCCCAUUACCUUCAACCGCCCAUCACAAAUGUCGUACCUACUUCUCAAGUUUCGCCUGUAUGAGAUUGCAAACGAAGUCUCUUCAAUCGUUCGGACCUCUCUGCGUACUGCCUCUUCUCUAAUCAGCACAGUGGACCAACGGAUACUUAAUGAACAACGCAUACAUCUCAAUAUUUUGCAAGGUUAUUCGCAUCAGUUGAUGUUGCUUCUUCACAACCACGCCUUGAGACGUUCUGUGGUGGACUCCCAACAAUGUCGUCUAUCCGUAUCGAGAGUCGCGCAUAGUGCAAGGAAGAUAUUGCAUAUUUACACUGAAUUAUUCACCAAGGACGAGUUUUCUCCAUUCACAUGGUAUCUUCGAGGCAUCGGCAGCUUCCAUGCGUACCAUGCAGCUGUAUCGCUCAUCGCUGCCCUAGCCGAACGCUCUUGGGGGUUGACUCACGAAGAAGUUCUCCCAAUGGUAAAGGAGUGCGCUGAAAGAUUCGAGGCACUCACAGAAACAAGCAUUAUAUGUAACAAGGCUCUACCGGUUCUGCGACAGAUGUUGUAA
Messenger RNA from Bipolaris oryzae ATCC 44560, 1359 nucleotides. RefSeq lists its product as uncharacterized. NCBI's taxonomy places the organism in Eukaryota, Fungi, Ascomycota, Dothideomycetes, Pleosporales, Pleosporaceae. The transcript has 3 exons. Gene Ontology annotation, cellular component: nucleus. Gene Ontology annotation, biological process: DNA-templated transcription. The record is from RefSeq and is a predicted model, not a curated record. Bases 1 to 1359 code for a protein of 452 amino acids. Gene Ontology annotation, molecular function: DNA binding; zinc ion binding.